Messenger RNA from Xenopus laevis (African clawed frog), 1347 nucleotides. It is a transcript of the gene cldn8.S, whose product is annotated as claudin 8, gene 1 S homeolog. The record is from RefSeq and is a predicted model, not a curated record. NCBI's taxonomy places the organism in Eukaryota, Metazoa, Chordata, Amphibia, Anura, Pipidae. Gene Ontology annotation, cellular component: plasma membrane; bicellular tight junction; membrane. Gene Ontology annotation, molecular function: structural molecule activity. The transcript has a single exon. Bases 522 to 1175 code for a protein of 217 amino acids.
CGAGGAAGUGAGGGAUCAGGUCACCCUAAGUAGACGUGUUUCUUCAAGCAAGACGGCCAGUGUGUGUGAGUGUGUGACUACUGAGCACCGCCUCCUGUUUCUCUUUUGAAGACUGCGGCUCUUGGAUACCAUCCAUCCACCUGAAAUGCCUGCUACUCAGUGAAGCGGAGUAAGAAUUCUUGUUCGUCCUGUCAGCUGUUAUGAUCUUGUGCAAUGCCAGGCAAAAAUAUUACAGUUCUAGCACUGAAGAAUCCAUUGUAUAAGCACACCCCUUUAGACUAUCAUAUCAGUGGCUGGGAAAGCUGUUAGAUCUGAUACACAAGUACUCCUGCAUCUUUCAGUGGUAUUUGAUUUUUGGAAAGCGGAGCACAUAAAAUUCCAACCAGCUCAUGCUGGAUUUCACUUGGUUGCAAGAGUUUAAGAAUUGAGAGUCACUUUCUUCAGUGGAGAGUAAGAGUUUGCACUUGGCUGCACACACAGCACAGAUCCCUUUACUUCUGAGCUCCAUACGAGAAGGCAACAUGGCUAUGCAACUUGCUGGUCUAGUCUUGGGAGGCAUUGGCUUGGUAGGAACUUGCGCUGUCACCGGCAUGCCACAAUGGAGAGUCACUGCCUUCAUCGAUAACAACAUUGUGGUCUUUGAGGCACAGUGGGAAGGACUGUGGAUGAACUGCGUCAGGCAAGCCAACAUCAGGAUGCAAUGCAAGAUAUAUGAUUCACUGUUGGCACUGACACCUGACUUGCAGGCUGGCAGAGCAUUGAUGUGUGUGGGUGUCGUAUUGUCAUUUCUGGCUUUCAUGAUCGCCAUCAUAGGCAUGAAAUGCACUGUGUGUGUUGAAGAUAAUAUGAAGACAAAAGGGAUUAUACUUCUAGUUGCUGGCAUAACUUUCAUCCUUUCUGGGAUUAUUGUUCUGAUUCCUGUAUCCUGGACUGGUAAUCAGAUCAUCAGGGACUUCUACAACCCCCUUGUUCUUCCAUCCCAGAAGAGAGAACUGGGUGAUGCUCUGUACAUAGGGUGGACAACAGCACUGGUUCUUAUUGUUGGAGGGAUAAUUCUUUGCCUUUCAUUCCGGAAUGGUGAAAAGGAAGUCAGAUACUCCCUGCCACCCAAAACAGUAUCCAGUGCUCCACAACGGAAGCCAUCGAGCCUCUACUCCAAAAGCCAAUACGUGUAGAACAGAGUCAAGUGCCAACCAGCCAAGGGAUCCAAAGUAGAACUGACAUGGUUCUGACUACUGAAGCCCUUUGAACUGCAGAAUGGGAAAGUAAGAAAGGAAACUUAUCAAGACUUCGAACAUUGGUACAGUACCUAUAGAAUGGAUUUGUUGUGUUUUAUCAAAGGACUCA